GCUCUGGGGCCGGUACCUGCGCGCCCACGCCCCGCGUUCCUAGCUCCGCGCCCCGCGCGCCUCCAAGCGUUGGGGGUUUGUCCUUCGCCGCGGUCAUGUCCACCGGCCGGCCCCGGCAGCCCCGCGCGGCCCAGGUCUCCGCGCCCACGCUGGGCCGGCGCCCUGGGCCAUGAUCCGGCUGGGCGGCUGGUGCGCGCGGCGGCCCCGUGGCGCGGCGGUUCCCGCGGGACGGCGCGGGGCGGCGGGCAGGCCGGGCCUGGCGGGCGGCCGCGCCCUGCGGGUGCUGGUGGACAUGGAUGGCGUGCUGGCCGACUUCGAGGGCGGAUUCCUCAGGAAGUUCCGCGCGCGCUUCCCCGACCAGCCCUUCAUCGCGCUCGAGGACCGGCGCGGCUUCUGGGUGUCGGAGCAGUACGGCCGACUGCGGCCAGGGCUGAGCGAGAAGGCCAUCAGCAUUUGGGAGUCAAAGAAUUUCUUUUUUGAACUUGAGCCUCUGCCAGGGGCCGUGGAAGCUGUGAAGCAGAUGGCCAAUCUACAAAAGAGUGCAGGCAGAGAGCCCCUGAGGGCCUGGACCCAACCUGGAGAGGUCAGCGGAGGAGUAGACGGGGAGUCUGGGCCCAGCAGCUGGCGAGGAGCUGGAAUGGAGGAGGAAGAGAGCCCAGUGGCAGCACUGACGUCUUCAUCUGCACAAGCCCCAUCAAGAUGUUCAAGUACUGUCCCUAUGAGAAGAAUUAGAAUUGCAUGACAUUGAGACCUUUCUGGAAAUUGGGAACAUGAAGUGGCCAAACCCAGAGGAAAGGUCUGUGACCCUGGAGGAGGUGCUCGUGCUGGAGGCCAGAGCAGCUCUUCCCAAAUUCAGGAAGGCGAGAUCUUCAGCCUGGAGCCCCUCCUGCUCUGGGGGCAUCAAAUCUUCAGGCAUGAGUUCUUUCAGGGGUCUUCACAUGAUCUUUCUCUCUGGAUUCCUUUUUUUUUUUUUGAAGAUGGAGUUUUGCUCUUGUUGUCACCCAGGCUGGAGUGCAGUGGCACAAUCACGGCUCACUGCAACCUCCGCCUCCCGGGUUCAAGCGAUUCUCCUGCCUCAGCCUCCUCAGUAGCUGGGAUUACGAGUGCCCACCACCACAGCCUCCUCAGUAGCUGGGAUUAUGAGUGCCCACCACCAUGUUCAGCUAUUUUUUUCUGUAUUUUUAGUAGAGAUAGGGUUUUGCCAUGUUGGCUGGGCUGGUCUCAAACUCCUGAGCUCAGGUCAUCCACCCACCUGGGCCUUCCAAAGUGCUGGGAUUCCAGGCAUGAGCCACAGGCCUGGUCUGGAUUCCAUAUUUAAAUGAAAUUGACAGCCUGGCACAGUGUACUCCCAGCUACUCAGGAGGAGGCUAAGGCAGACACUUUUUUAGCUGGAGUUUCACUGGGUGGCCAUGGUGGUCAACCAACAACUGUGGGAGUGAGAUUAACAACGUGGCCUCAUUCAUCCGUUCCUGGGGAUUAGAUACUGUCUUUGCGCCGGUCGUCCCACCUUUGUAGCCUCAGCCCAGGACUGCCCUCGAGCUCCAGACACUCAGACCGGACGUAUCUGUCCCUGGGAUGCUGAUUUCCUUGCCAUGUCCUUCCUUCCCUCCCAGUGGGUGGCAGUGCUGUCUGCCGGCCUCAGGUCAGAAAUCAGGGGCUGUCCUGACGAAUCUUCUCUAACCACUCACCUCCAGCAUGUCGGUGCAUCCCAUGUCUUGUGGGACUGAUUUCUAAACCACAUCUGGCACUUGUCUGCUUCUCUCUUCUCACUGCCACCACCCUGGUGUUUCCUCCCAGAGCAGCUGAUGGGGCCUCCUAAACUGCCUGCUCCUCUCAGUUCCAUGUGGGCUGACAAGGCCUCUCACACAGCAGAUCAUGGCAGCUCCUGACUUGAAACCUCUUUAUGGUUUCCCUUUAGAAACCAUGUACACGUGCCUGAGCAUGACCUGCAGGGCCUACCAGGGCCCCCUCCCCAUCUGCUUCUCCAGCAGCUUUUGGCUUGGAAUGUUCUCCUCCCAUCCCCAGCCCUGGUGCCUUCUCGUCCAUGAGGCCUCCACCCAGAAGUCUCCCCACAUUUUGUGACUGUCAUGUCCAUCUUGGUUUUUGGAUAACACUUCCCACCACUUGAAAUGGGUUUAUGUUUUCAUCGACGGCUUGUUCUUUGUCCAUCUCCCAACUGGGCCAGGACCUGUGCCGGCUGGGCUCUCAUUGUCCUGCCCACUGCCAAGCCCAGCGCCCAGCACAGGGUGGCACACUGUGAGUACUCAGCGUUUGUUGUUAGAUGAGUAGAUUCAUUUGUCCAACAGAGAGUUACUAAACACCUGCGAGCAACAGGGCUUGGCGCUCAUUUGAUGCUUUGAUAUGCCAGGCGCUGUCCUAUUAUCGCUUUGGACGUUUAUAACAGCUGCCUGUGAAACAAGAAAACUUCUGAUUUGACAGAUGAAGAAACUGAGGCUCAGAGGGAUGAGGCAGCUCAUGUACUGGGUCUGACGCUUGCCAGCGAGGCCUGCUCCAGGUCUGCCUGUCGAGAGCCUGUGCCCACCGCCUGUAUGUUCCCUGGCAGGUAGCUAGCUUUCACUCACUAGAGAGGAUUUGGAAACAGUGUGGAUUUAAGAGGAAGGGGAUGUCAGUUAGGACCCUAGUCCCAGCAACAUCAACAGCCUCUGGCUAACUUGAACAAAGGCAGGACCGAUUAGAAGGAUGUUGCUUUGCUCAGGGAAUCAAAGGGAAGCCUGAGGAAGCAGGCCUGAGACCACAGGGGCAGAGCACACAGACUCUCCAGCAAAGAGUCCAAGAUGCUGGAACCCCCUUUCUCCAUCCUUGGGUUUCACUGCCCAAGGUUCAUAGUCCCAGGAGAAGGAGGCCCAUCAGCUGAGCUUGGGUCCCACACCUAGCCCUGGGUGCCCUGACAGACUGUCCUAAGAGGCCACAGCUGGUGGCAGAGGUGUGACUUUCCAGAGGAGUUGAGGUGCCAUUGCCAGAAGAAGGGGCACACUGAUGGUGGAUGUCCUGAUCGAACUAAAUGAAAGAGGAAAGGCAACAAGAAUCCACAUCUGCAGUCCCACCACCUGGAGAGGGAUGCUGUUAGCACUUUGAUCUGUUUCUUUCUAGCUUUUUUUGGCAGGGGCGGGGUCUCACUAUGUCACUCAGGCUGGAGUGCAGUGGCGCCAUCUCAACUCACUGCAACAUCUGCCUCCCACGUUCAAGCAAUCCUCCUGCCUCAGCCUCCUGAGUAGCUGGGAUUACAGGUGCAUGCCACCACGCCCAGCUAACUUUUUUAUUUUUAAUAGAAAUGGGUUUCAUCAUGUUGACCAAGCUGGUCUUGAGCUCCUGACCUUGUGAUCUACCCACCCCAGCCUCCCAGAGUGGUUUUUCUUUGAUGUGUUUUAAAUAUAAUACAUGGGCCGGGCACGGUGGCUAACGCCUGUAAUCCCAACACUUUGGGAGGCUGAGGCAGGCGGAUCAUGAGGUCAGGAGUUCAAGACCAGACUGGCCAACAUGGUGAAACCCCAUCUCUACUAAAAAAUACAAAAAUUAGCUGGCAUGGUGGCUCAUGCCUGUAAUCCCAGCUACUUGGGAGGCUGAGGUAGGAGAAUUACUUUAACUGGGACCCUGGAGGUGGAGGUUGCAGUGAGCCAGGAUCGCGCCACUGCACUCUGGCCUGGGCUACAGAGAGACUCCAUCUCAAAAUAAUAAUAAUGCAUGUAUUUAACAAAGCUUAUGUCCUGUAUGGUUUUCUUUUUCUGCUUAGGAAUAUAUUUUUAGCCUUUUUUCUGUUAUCAAACACUCUUCAGAAAUAGGAUUUUUUUUUUUUUUUUGAGGCAGAGUCUAGCUCUGUGGUCCAGGUUGGAGUGCAGUGGCAUGAUUUGGGCUCACUGCAACUUCUACCUCCUGGGUUUAAGUGAUUCUCAUACCUCAGUCUCCCAAGCAGCUGGAACGACAAGUGUGUGUCACCAUGCCCGCCGAAUUUUAUAUAUAUAAUUUUUUUUUUUUUUUUGAGAUGGAGUUUCGCUCUUGUUGCCCAGGCUGCAGUGCAAUGGCGCGAUCUUGGCUCACCGCAACCUCCGCCUCCUGGGUUCAGGCAAUUCUCCUGCCUCAGCCUCCUGAGUAGCUGGGAUUACAGGCACGCGCCACCAUGCCCAGCUAAUUUUUUGUAUUUUUAGUAGAGACAGGGUUUCACCAUGUUGACCAGGAUGGUCUCGAUCUGUUGACCUCGUGAUCCACCCGCCUCGGCCUCCCAAAUAAUUUUUUAUAUUUUCAAUAGAGGUGGGGUUUCACCACAUUGGCCAGGCUGGUCUCAAACUCCUGGCCUCAAAGUGGUCUGCCCACCUUGGCCUCCCAAAGUGCUGGGAUUACAGAUGGAAGCCACCAUGCCUGGCCAGAAACAUUAUUAUUAAUAGCUGAUGGCAUCUUGUGAGUAAGUCUUUGUAUGGUCAUGUCCUUAGGGUGAAUUCCAAGAAAUAGAACUCCUGGAUCAUGUGAGAAAAGGUAGGGUUUGGGUAAAUAUCACACAGAAAAUUUAUUCAUUUCCACUGCACCAGCCGUGGGCAGGGUCCUCUCCUCCUGCCAGUGGGUAGGCUGUGCCACGUAGGGUCAGUCAGUAGAGGAAGUGGGCCAUUGAACAAACACACGAAGACGGGAAAGUGCGCAGCACAUUUGAGGAAUUCGGGAUGAAUUUGUUGGCUGGUGGCUACAGGGGCUUGGGUUGGGCCAGGUGAAGUGGAUUAGUUUAUUCCAAUCUCCCAGCUGUCGUCAUGGUUUGGCCACACCACCACCUCUAACCCUAGAACUAAGACAAGGGGGAAAGUGUGGGCGAGAUGUAAGUAAGACGAAGGUUGCUCCAGGCACCCCCUUGCCCACUGUUCAUGCCCCUCCCAUCCCUGUAGACUGGCACUUCUUCCCUGGCUGAGGGCGGGCAGGUAUUAACAGUUCCUCUACUCCAUGCCUGGGGCUGGCAAGGUAGGGCUGGAGGUGGGUCUCCAGACAUGUCUACACAGGACAGAGGUCUCCAACAUGGUAGCCCCAGUCUAGGCUCAGGCCCCAGACCAUGCACACUUCCUCAACAGCUCUGUGCACCGAGUAGGAUCAGCCUUUGUGGCCAGAAGUGGGAACUUUUAUCCUUGGUUGAUUUUCUUUCAAGACCCAGUCAGAGGACAGGAACCUGACUGCCAUCAGCUCUCCCUCUUUCUCACAUGGAGGGAGUUGAGUUGGGUAACAUUCAGGUUACCAGAACCUUCUUUCUGGCUGGAAAGAAGGUUUCCAACAUUCUAAACCCCUGGGUAAUAGUUAACAGUAGAUUAAAACUGGGUAAUAGUUAACAGUAGCCAAGCUGGUCGUAUAUGGCUGCAAGGGCUUGCCCUGUAGUGAUGCAUUUAGCCUCAUGUAGCCCUACACAAUAGGUACUGUUAUUAUCCCUGUUCUACAGAUGGGGAGACAGAGGCACAGGGUCAGUAGCCAGAAAGUGGGGAGUUGGACUUCAGAGCCCGGGCUCUGCUCCUCAGCCUCAGUGCCUCCUCUCGGACUCCCUGACUCAGAACUGAAGCAGCAUGACCUGUACCUUUUCACCCUGCAGAGAGAUUUAAAAAUCCACAGCAAGUUCUUCAUGCACAGGCAUAACAUUUUACUCUGAAAUUUUCCCAUUCAAAAAGGGGAGUAAUCACAAGCCAAAUUAAGGGAGGGUCUUGGGUAUGAAGGGGGAUGUGCUCUUCUGACUUGAAGUCUGGUUUCCAGAUGAAAUGUCUGCCUUGUUCGACAUUGAUUUUUAGAAUAAAUGUCAAAAAUUCCCACUUCAGGCCAGGUGCAGUGGCUCACGCUUGUAAUCCCACUUUGGGAGGCUGAGGCAGGAGCAUCACUUGAACCUAGGAGUUGGAGACUGGCCUGGACAACAGAGUGAGACCCCAUCUCUAAUAAAAAGAAAUGAGCUGAGUGUGCUGGUGUGUGUCUGUAGUUGCAGCAUUUUGGGAAGCUGAGGUGGGAGGAUUGCUUGAGCCUGGGAGGUCAAGGCUGCAGUGAGCUAUGAUCAUGCCACUGCAUUCCAGGCUUAGUGACAGAAUAAGUCUCUGUCUCAAAAAAUAAAUAAAUAACCAACCCACUUCUUAAUUGAGCCUCUUCCUUUAACCUGAAAUAAAAACCUAAAAACAUAUUUUUUGUUUUGAGACAGAGUCUCGUUCUGUUGCCCACUCUGGAGUGCAGUGCAACCUCCACCUCCUGGGUUCAAGCAAUUCUCCUGCCUCAGCCUCCCAAGUAACUGGUAUUACAGGCAACUGCCACCAUGCCUGGCUAAUUUUUAUAUUUUUAGUAGAGACGGAGUUUCACCAUAUUGGCUAGGCUAGUCUCGAACUCCUGACCUCGGGUGCUCUACCCACUUCGGGCCCCUAAAGUGCUGGGAUUACAGAUGUGAGCUACCACACCUAGCCAAUAUAGACCUUUUUUUUAAACUUAAUAUAAUGAAUUUCUUUGCACAUAUAUAUGUAGGGGGGUGUGUGUGUGUGUGAUUUUUUUUUUUUUUUUUUUUUUUGAGUCUUGCUCUGUUGCCCAGGCUGGAGGGUAGUGGUGCAAUCUUGGCUCACUGCAACCUCUGCCUCCUGGAUUCUAGCAAUUCUCCUGCCUCAGCCUGUAGCUGGGAAUACAGGUGCACGCCACCAUGCCUGGCUAAUUUUUUGUAUUUUAGUAGAGACAGAAUUUCAUCAUGUUGCCCAGGCUGGCCUUGAACUCCUGAGCUCAGGCAAUCUGCCUGCCUCUGCCUCACAGAGUGCUAGGAUUACAGGUGUGAGCCACGGCACCCAGCCUUCUUUGCAUAUUUUACUCUGAAUUUUCAGUUGCUCCUGGUACCUUUUCCAGUUGCUCCCUGUAGGACUUAUGCUAAAAGGCUUGGGACUUUCUCUUGGCACUAGAAGAAGUCCUAGGUUCUUUUGGGAAUGGCAUGGGGGCCACACUGCCAGCCUUCAGGAGCUUCGCCUGGAGUUCCUGAACCCCACUCUCACCCCCGCCAUGCCAUCUCAAUGAGGCUCAUGAUGUGUUUUUUGGCAUGUUUCUGGCCCAUACCAGUGUUUAUUUUAAAAAUUGUCUGUUCCUGCUAAUUGGCUUGAGGUUUCUUUUAGGGGUAAUGCAAACAUUCUAGAAUUUAGAUAGUGGUAAUGGUUGCAUAACAUUGUCGAUACACUAAUGACCAAUGAAUUGUAUGCUUUAAAUUGGUGAAUUUCAUGGUAUGUGAAUUACAUUUCCCGAGAAAAUAAAAUUGGCUGUUCAGAUGGCUAAUAAUUCCAAAACUAACCCACUCCUUUUAGUUAGAUCUGGCCAUUUUAUCAUUGUAAUAGGCAUUGUAGACAAAAGCGCAUGAUCCCUUUAUUUAUGUAACUUUUUUAAAGACAGGGUCUUGCUCUGUUGCCCAGGCUGGAGAGUAGUGGUACAAUCAUAGCUCACUGCAGCCUCUUAACUCCUGGGCUCAAGUGGUCCUCUUGCCUCAGCCUCCCACUGGUUAGGAUUAUAGGCACAUGCCACCACACCCAGCUAAUUAAAAACAUGUUUUUGAAGAUGGGGUCUCCCUGUGUUGCCUAGGCUGGUCUCAAACUCCUGGCCUCAAGUGAUCCUCUUGCCUUGGCCUUCCAAAGUGCUGAGAUUACAGGCAUGAGCCGUCGUGCCUGGUCACAAUACCUUUAAAGUGUCCUAGAUCAAGCCAUUCAUUCUGAAAACCUCCAGCUUUAUGGUAUUAUUUUUCUAACUGUGUCAUUCACCCACCUCUCACACCUGCAUACCCCACCCUCCCUGAUUUGAGGCUUGUCUUGAGAUCUGCUCAUCUGAGUGGAGCAGGACUCUGUCCCUUCCAACAUUCUACCUGCCAGGGAUUGUGUCUAGCUCACACAGCUCUAGUUCUAAUGUGUGCAUUUGGUGGUGGGCCUGUGAGCCACGUGGCACAGGGAAGGCGGGGAGGUAGGAAUGAGAGCUGCCAGCCAUCUGCCCCUCUGAUGUUUUCCAGCACUGUUCUCUGCCAGCCUCCCCCUUUACUCCUGUGUCUUCUUGGUAAUCACUGGUCUCUUUGCUCUCGAGGUGGUUCAUGGACUUCCUGCCUGCACCCCUGGGUCUUGGAGAGAGGGCCUCCCCGGGAGUCCUGCCCACAGUUCUUUAGCUGCAUGUAGUUUUAGGUUCCAUGGCAGGCAUUUUUUCUGAUUCUGGUCUAGAACGACAGAACCGCUUUAUGCUUGAAUACCUUUACAUUCACCUGGGCUGAACUAUUUUCU
Callithrix jacchus (white-tufted-ear marmoset) is the source of this 8237-nucleotide messenger RNA. Lineage: Eukaryota; Metazoa; Chordata; Mammalia; Primates; Cebidae. The record is from RefSeq and is a predicted model, not a curated record.